AGGCCCAGAAACCAGGAUAAGCAGCCAACAACUGGGACUGUGGGCAGCUGUCGAGACUUGCGUGUUUCAAUCCAGUUAGAGGCUGGUUAUCAUCCGAGUACUACUCUAUACCCUCGCUUUGAUGAAGGCCUUAAAGAUAGGGAUGUUUAGAAACAGGGGAAAAUGAAUCUCUUCUACUUAAUACUCCUUCUUGAUUUCUCCAUUGUUCUAGGUUAUGAUUGCGAUUUUGAGAUACCUUGUGAUUGGGAAUGGCAUAGUGAAAGUGGUUUCGGUGUGGCUACAGUUGCCAACUUCUCAACCCCUUCCACUCUAAGAGGUGAUGCUGACAAUAAUCCAAGUGGUCAUUUUCUUUACUAUCCCAUGGAGAAUGGUUCCGUCACACACAACAUCACUAGUCCAUGGUUCCCCAAUGGAAGCUUACCCAACUGUACUUUGGAGGUGUGGUAUCACAUGUACAACAUGGAUGAAGGCAUAAUAAAGAUUUUAGUUAAGAGUAACGAUAACAUCACGACGGAGGUUGGAAUUAUCUCCGGUAAUAACCAUACUACAUGGGAAAAACACGUCCAGACCAUCAGAUCCAUGUCAAAACCCAUCCAUCUUGUGAUCGAAAUAGUCAAUCGCAGCGAAGGAAUUUUUCCAAGUCACGUGGCUAUAGAUAAUAUCCGUUUCCUUCACUGUUUACCAAAGCAGUUGGAGGUUGCAGAGUGCAAUUCCCACUACUACUUAUGUCCUGAAGACGUCUGCAUCUACCGUCACCAAGUAUGUGACAUAUCCAAAGACUGUCUCAACGGAGAAGACGAACAAGAAGACUGCAAUCAGAUUCCACGUUCUGCUUUCUGUGAUUUUGAAACGGAUACGUGUAAGUGGACAGGAAACAGCACUCAGGAAAGUUCAAGCAUGAGUAAUUGGACAAGGCAAAGUGGUCCUGUAUCCAUUCGGCAAGAGAGAUUUGGACUUUAUUACGAUCAUACUUACAAAAACGAAAGUGGGCACUAUAUGUUUCCAAAAUAUAAAUCCCGCUACAGCUUUGGAACUAACAAUUACCUGAAUAGCGAUAUAUUUCAUCCUCCACCCAUAUACCACCGUACUAUCCAAUCCUCAUACUAUAACACGUGUCAGGUGAGAUUUUUUGUCUACAUUCACCGUAGAUCAUCUGUACCUCUGGUACUCAAUUGCGUAGUUUUGGAUCCGUUAUAUCAUAAUGGGCGAGUUAUACAACUAUGGGAUAAUAAAGGACACUUUGUAGAAAGAUGGGAGAAAAUAGUUUUGUCAAUUCCUGCCAUUAAGCACAGUUAUUACUUACAAUUUGUCGUCACUCGAAGCUUAAACAGUAAUCCAAUUGUAGCAAUCGACGAUGUUACUUUAAGUCCUGAAUGUUUUGGCAUAGGUAAGUACAAAUUGUGGGUAAUUUAAUUGUUAAGUAUAGACUUUUAUAUAAUAUUUUUCUUCGUAACGGUUACGCAAUAAUGUUUCCAGCAACAAUUAACACGUAAAUAACUUUUAAAAAAAAUCAAUUGUAUUCGUUUAAUUCUUGCGUAACAAUUGAAAAUAGAACUGUAAACUUGUUUUUCCUUAAUUAAAAAUUUAACGUUACGUAACAAUUACUUUCGCGUGAAAAAAAACA
Molecule: messenger RNA, 1624 nt
Organism: Centruroides sculpturatus (bark scorpion)
Lineage: Eukaryota; Metazoa; Arthropoda; Arachnida; Scorpiones; Buthidae
Product: MAM and LDL-receptor class A domain-containing protein 2-like
Exons: 8
Coding region: 163-1413 (416 amino acids)
Cellular component (GO): membrane
Molecular function (GO): protein binding
Source: RefSeq, a predicted model, not a curated record